Acaulospora morrowiae is the source of this 802-nucleotide messenger RNA. NCBI's taxonomy places the organism in Eukaryota, Fungi, Glomeromycota, Glomeromycetes, Diversisporales, Acaulosporaceae. The record is from the annotation of a GenBank genome assembly.
CUUUAUCCAUUGUUUGUGGACGACCCCAGCGUCUUCCUUCACAAUUCAUACGGACCAUCAAUGUCAUCGAGGAUUCCCGCAUUAAAUAAUGGUGCGGCUUCACAAUGGAGACCGACUCAUCCCUAUGCCAGUAACUUCAACAGUCCUUCAUACUCGCCUGAAACGACGCGUCAAUGGUACCCAUACGGUAAUGGAAAUCCUCUGAUGGGUUCCCCGAAUGGUCCGCACGGUCAGGAACACGGUUCAGUCCCUUAUCCACCCGCGACAGCGUACGGAGAACGACCGCAGAAUGUUGCUACACCACCUGCCGUACCCAUAUAUUCCCAACCGCCAAGGAAUCAUGGUCAUCCGCAACAUUUGGAAUAUGAAACAGGUUACGGUCUGAUAAAUGGGCAAUCACAAGGACAGCAAGGAGUCACGGUGGUGUCCGGUCCGGCGGUGAGUAGUCAUCUUCAAUUGAUCGAAAAAACGCGUCGACAGUCGGGUAUCUUGCUCAAAUUUUUAUGCUCUCUCGAAAAGACCGAGGAAAAUCCAUCGACCAACGGUAACGGUUACAUGCGACCUAGUCAAGGUCUUUAUAAUCUUGUAUCAGCUGCCGACGUUGUCGGAGGAAGUCCAGCUCAGAACAACUCACCGCAAAUUCUCGGUCAGAAACGAAGUUUUGUGAGUGAAGAUGAGAACGAGGAUUAUAACAGCACGAAUCAACCGAGUCCUCCUCUCCCAAUUCAUCCUCCACCACCAAUGAGCGGUAUCGCCGUAAGUAACGCCAUGAACGCUGCGGCCGGAUCUUUUCCAAGUCCUA